Molecule: messenger RNA, 3805 nt
Organism: Mycena citricolor
Lineage: Eukaryota; Fungi; Basidiomycota; Agaricomycetes; Agaricales; Mycenaceae
Source: the annotation of a GenBank genome assembly
ACUCAAUCACCAUUCAGUUGCGGCUCUCGUGCUGGACACGUUGCUGCACCAUCGAUGCACGACCUUGUGAGGCCUGAGCCUUGGUCGCUUCGUCGCCUCGCUGCACUAUUUCCGGCCUCACUGCCCUGUUCCCGGCUUCGGUGCUUCGCUCCCAAGCACUCAAUCGAUCCAUUCAGACCGUCGAUCGAGUUCUCCAGGGGUUACCGCCCCGAUCUGACAUCUCUGACGAUGGUAACCAGCAGCAAUCUUGUUCCCAGUGUCGUAAAACCGGCCAUGUCUGUGCGUGAAUGAGGGUGCCCACGACUGCCUACUGCAGCCCUCGGCGUUAAACUCGCUUGCUCCCUGCCCAUGCGGAUUACACCAGUUGGGUGACUGUCCGAGCGCAGUGGAUGUGCAUGUUAGAGAGACCCUGGACCGAGUGUCCGAGCCCCCGAUCCGCGCGACAUGUGAAUGACAGCGCAAAUAGUGUGGGGUAACCAGUCCGGCGAUUUGAACAUCCGGGGUAGACGGACCUGCAUCAGCGUGUCCUUCACACACCUUGUAGAUCAUCAUGUAUCACCAUAUAUCGCAUCGCCGCCGUCGUAACAUGACGCAUACAACUAUUUCAUCCUGCACCCAAUCCAUAGCUCCUCCCCGGCGCACCAAAGCGAAAGGCGCCCGCACCGCCACACGUCGGCUGCUUGAAGUCACCGACGCGCGUCAAAAGGUUAAUCCCGGCGCCCAUCCCCACACGUCAUGCCAUCACCGCGAGGCCCGACCUCUCAUCUUCUCUGAUGCUUUCACUCGUUCUUUUCCUCGCGUGUCAGGAGACUGCCCCGCAUUUGGGUUUCCGGGUCAGCGACAGCUCCACUCAGCCUCCACCGUGCCAGAGUCGGGUGACGCCCCCCGGGACAGGCGCGCGGUCUUCUUAAAUUUAUAAGAGCGAGACGUGCCGGCAGCCACGGUUCUCCCCCUUCUCGCCCCCCAUUUCCCCCCGAUGGACCACACAGCGCUGCAAGCGACCAACGCGGCCCGUCGCGCCGAGCUCGCCGGCCCAUCGGGCCUCCUUGGACUGUACCACAACCCGCGGCUGCUCCGGCUCGCGAUGACCACCACCCUGGGUGCCUUAUGCUACGGCUACGAGCAGGGCGCGUACUCGCAGGUCCUCGUGAUGGACGCGUUCACCAGCAACCCCAAGUUCGCCCGGAUCGCACACGACUCGUCGUUCAAGGGGUGGAGCGUCUCGUGCCACACUGGGGCUUGGCGGUUGGGCCGGUGCGCUUUCGAAUGGUUAUCUAUGCGACAGACUGUCCCGCCGGUGGACUCUGCUCGUCGGCGCGUUUAUAUGCUUGCUGGGCACCGCAUUGACCACCGGCGCGCAAAAUGUUGCCUGGAUGGCAAGUUGAACACCGCGUUCGUCGGCAGAUUCUUCAUCGGCUGGGCGGUCGGCAGUCUAUCGGCAGUGGUACCCUUGUACAACUCUGAGAUCUCCCCUCCAGAGCUCCGCGGCACGCUCGUCUCAAUCCAACAGCUGGCCAUCGUUUCCGGUAUUUGCAUCUCAUUCUGGGUCGGCUACGGGACCAACUUCAUCUCAGCCUCCAAUUCCGUCUCAUGGCGGCUCUGCCUCGCCGGCCAAGGCAUCCCCGCCCUCCUCCUCGCCGGUCUGACGCUCACAUUGCCGUACACGCCGCGGUGGCUAGUCCGCAAGGGGCGCCACGCCCAAGCGCUCGAGACUCUCGCGUGGCUGCGCAACAUGCCGCCGGACUCGGAGAUCGUGCAGCUCGAAUUCGUCGAGAUCCAGGCCGAGGCGAUGUUUGAGGCCGAGGUUACCGCGGAGCGAUUCCCUCACCUGUUGGGCAAAGGUGCAGGAAAGGAACUGAAAUUGCAGAUCGCUCAGUUCGGCGAGCUGUUCGCAACUAAGCACAUGUUCAAACGAACCGCCGUGGCGUGUCUCACCCAAUUCUUCCAACAAAUGACCGGGAUCGAUGCAAUCGUAUACUACGCCCCGACGAUAUUCCAGUCCCUCGGCCUCCCAGGACACACCGUGUCGCUCCUCGCAGCAGGCGUCAUCGGAGUGGUGUUCGUGAUAUCCACCCUCCCGGCGAUUGCGACGAUCGACCGGAUCGGCCGCCGGCCCCUGCUGAUUGUGGGCGGCGCGGGCAUGGCAGCGAUGCUCAUCCUCGUCGCAGCGCUAUCCGCGACGUACCAGCCGCGCUGGGAAAAUACGGCCGCGGCCUGGUCGACGGCUGUAUUUCUGUGGUUGUAUGUAGCGUUUUUCGGCAUGUCGUGGGGGCCGGUGUCGUGGACUGUUAUAUCUGAAGUGUUUCCACUGUCCACCCGCGCGCACGGCGUCGCUCUAGGCGCAUCGACGAACUGGAUGACCAAUUUCGUCGUGUCGGUCGUCGUCCCCGACAUGCUCUCCGCCAUAACCUACGGAACAUACCUAUUCUUCCUCAUGUUCCUGCUGAUGGGUAUCGCCUUUGCGAUCUGGGUGCUGCCCGAGACGUACGGCAAGUCGCUCGAGGAGAUGGACAGCGCGUUCGGGAGCGCGGGGCACGGCGGCGCGGAAAACGCCCGGAUGGAGCGCAUCCUCUGGAGUCUGCAGGGCGACCUCCGCGCGCUGUCGGCGGACAACGUAAACAAAUCUGAAUGAACGAGACGAAACGAAACGAAACGAAAUCAAUGUACUUUUCCUUUCGCUUCCGAGGCCCUUUGUGUUGCGUGUGGUUAGACCGGUCCGGGAGUGUUUGAUAAAGGUCGUGACGGAUCUACGCGCGAGUGCUAAACAAGUCAGGGCAGUGUCCGUCAGACUGAGCGUUCGAGCGGUAGCUUGGCAUCUCGUCACGCGCCAUCGUGUUUACGUCCGCGUAUAAAGCGUCUGUGUGAGAAAGCAUCAUCCAAGUCGGUCAGCAGCAGCAGCAGCGUUGCGACUCAAAAAUUGAAACCCAGCCCUGAUCAUGCGAUUGACCUGCCUCUUCCUCUCGACCUUCCUGGUCGUGAUCUGCAUCUCGACACCGCGCACUCUCGGCCAAAGCGUAUGCGCAUUCAAAUCAUCGCCGUCGGAAUGCCGCACGCUCUGCGCGCACUGCUGCGCUGCGAAUCCGCAGGACGAGGAGUGUAUGCACAAUCCGGGCACGUCCACGCCCUGCUUCAAUGAUUGCCUCAGCAUAUGAGGAUCGUUACGUAUGUAGUAUGAGGCUCGGUAUCGUUCAUUGCACAUGUCGAGCGAAAUUCCAGACGUCAGAGACAGACUAUCCGACACCAGCUCAAGUGCGCUUGAUAAAGGUCGUGACGGGCCAUCCAGGGCCUGACCGUCAAAACGCGCGCACUCAGCCAUGUUCUGAUCGAUGACAUCCCAGUCCGGGCAGUCAGUCAGUAUAAGAAGCCGCUGGCGAGAACGGCAAAACCGCUGCAGCCGCAGAUCGAACCAUGCGCUUCCACCUGCUCCUGUCCACCCUGGUCGUGCUGACCGCGUCGACGCGCAUCCUCGGGCAAUCAGUCUGCAUCGGGCACGGGACCGCCGCGCAAUGCCACAACUUCUGCGCCGAGUGCUGCGCUGCUAAUCCGACCGACGAGGAGUGCGUCGGCCCCACGCACCCGAGUCCGAUCCUCUGUAUCAACGAUUGCCUGGGGCGCUGAGGGUUCUAGGACCCGUCAAAAUCGACGAUAUGGGCGGGAUUCACUCGUGUAGAUUGGGCCUGAGUCGGGCUAGCCAUGGAUUGAUUGCCAUCUAAUCAAAGACUGCGAGAGUCGGAUAGAGUCGUCCAACAAGCCAUCUUGUCACUGGUUGUCAGUCCGUAAUGCCAAAUCUAAGCCUGAGAAUCCA